AUGGAUACAGCCUUCAGACAUUCUUCAACUGGACUACGGAAAGCUGUCGCCGUCAGGUGUGAAUGGGGUAGGCUUGCAGACGGUCGACGCGAAUUGCUGGCUAUUUGUGCUAUCGAUGUUCUUACGGGCGAAACCUUGAUCGAAUCUCUUGUUACGCCGUUACGGCAGGUGAAGAAAUGGCGUGACAGCGUUCAUGGAAUUACUCUAGGAAAAAUCACUGCCGCGAGAAAGAAGAAGCUGUGCCUUCGCGGCUGGAAAGAAGCACGAGCAAAGCUAUUUGAGCACAUUGAUGAGAAGACCAUCCUUAUCGGGUAUACCAUCGGCACUGACCUAAGGUUGUUGCGCUUAUUUCACAAGAAAAUUAUUGACUCGCGGAUCCUCGCAACAUCUCCCAUCUCCGGCCAACAAUUGGGCCCGAAACAACGGCCACAAUGGCCAAUGUCCAAGAUUUGCAGCGAUUUUCUUGGUUUCGCCAGUCAACAGAAUGCCAUUUACACAAGCGGCACCGAAAGUGCGUUUGAAAAUGCACUGGUAUCCAGAGAGAUUGCGCUGCAGUCCAUUCAACGGCCUAAGGAAUUUGCAAGAUGGGUAACAAAAUCGAGAGAGGAUUUCCGGGCAUGA
This is a messenger RNA of Trichoderma harzianum CBS 226.95, 621 nucleotides long. RefSeq lists its product as hypothetical. Gene Ontology annotation, biological process: rRNA processing; ribosomal large subunit assembly. The coding region runs from base 1 to 621 and encodes 206 amino acids. The transcript has 3 exons. Gene Ontology annotation, molecular function: nucleic acid binding; exonuclease activity. The record is from RefSeq and is a predicted model, not a curated record. Lineage: Eukaryota; Fungi; Ascomycota; Sordariomycetes; Hypocreales; Hypocreaceae. Gene Ontology annotation, cellular component: nucleus.